AUGAGGCUCAUUUUGGGCCUGUGGGCCUUGGGCCUAAGCCUGAGCCCGAGUUCAGCUGCCCCGGCUCCGAAUGCUCUUGGUAGGCUACCGUACUCAUGAAGGUGUAAAGCAUUUUAGCAUUUACAGAGAAAAGUCUAGAACUAGAUCUGGAAACUGUGCAAUUCAACCAUCCAACCAUUCUUCCAGAGCAUCCGGACAACUUUAGACAGGAUAAAAUUAAGGCGAGGUGAGUGAGGCCUAGAAAUAGGCCAAUAUUACAAACAGCUUUUUUGUACAGAGCCCGUCAGCAAGAGUACGUGACGAAAGAACGCCUUCCGCCGAAUCUGUACGCGCUCUACUACAAUCUUUGGUUCAAACCGUACUUUCCGAGUCCCGGAAUUCAAUAUGAACCAGGUAAAAUAAUCGUAAAAGUUUUUACGAUUUCUGACGCAAAACUCUGCGGAAAUUACCACAGAAAAUUGGCAAAACGUGUUUCAAUUGCAGAAAAGAAUUUCACGUUCGACGCCAGUGUCAAUUUGGAAGUGGAGGCCCUCGUGAACACGGACCGAUUCAUUUUGAAUGCGUACAAUUUCAAAAUUCAAACUGUUAUCGUCACUGAUAUCAGUUCCAAUGUAAUUCCCAUCAUUUCCAUGUGUAGGUUAAGUUUUAGGAAAAACGACAAUGAUUCAAAAAACAUUUGCAGCCCAAGACGACGCGAAACAACAACUAUCGCUGAUCACGAAUCCGAAUACAAUUGUGAGCGGAAACAUUUACAAUAUCGAAAUCAUCUACAGUGGAAUCAUAAAUCCGUAUCAAGAUGGAGGUGUUUAUUACACUUCCUACAAUGAUCCGCAAGGCGCCACACAGUGAGAUAUACUUUUCUCAACAAAAAAUACGAAAAAACAAAAAAUUUCAGCUAUAUGAUUGCCACGCACAUGGAGCCAUUUUCGGCCCGAAAAGUGUUCCCUAGCCUUGAUGAGCCUUCUUAUAAAGCUGUAAAUUUGAUUUUAAAAAAUUCAAAUAAACUCUAAUAAUGUACUUUUUUUUCCAGAGAUUCGUUAUAACUCUUCAAUAUCCAACCUCGCAGGUGGCACUUUCCAACAUGAUGGAGCCGACCGCCACUGAUGUCGGGUUAGUUUACACUUGUUAGGCCCCCAAAAAAUUGAGGGUAAUCUUGAUGUCUAGUACUUGCUUUUUUUAGUUGAUCACUUUUUUCAAGGGCCACUUCCUGGGGUACUGUAGCUCUUGGAAGUUGGGAUUGAAAUUGUAAGGCUCUGAACCAAUCCCAACUUCCAAGAGCUACAGUACCCCAGGAAGUGAUCGUAGAAAAAAGUUGUCAACUACAAAAAUCAAGUACUAGACAUCAAGAAUAGCCUCAAAGUUGUUUAGACCCCUAUGAUUAGCCUAAAGCUGUACUUUUCAGAGCCGGUUGGAGUGAGCUGAAGUUCGACCAAACUCCUCAAAUGUCCACGUAUUUGAUUGCGUUCGCGGUGGGACCCUACGUCUCCUCAAGCUAUAUCAAUCAACAUCAGACUUUGGUAACUUGAUAUUUUCGAAAAUCGUUAUAAUAUCUUCAAAUUUCCAGACACGAGCCUGGGGCUGGCCGGGAACCGAACAAUAUCUGCAAUUUGCCGCCGAAAACGCGGGGCAAUGUCUUUAUCAGCUGGGAGAAUAUACCGGAAUCAAGUUCCCGUUGGCCAAAGCAGGUACAUGAAUGAACUACAGUAUCUGGUGCCUACCGUAAGCCGAGAUUGUAGAUCAACUUGGAAUGCCGGAAUUCUUAGCGGGAGCUAUGGAAAAUUGGGGUCUCAUCAUCUACAAAUAUCAGUACAUUGCCUAUAAUCCUACGGUAGCGCAAUUAGGUGUGAAAAAUGUAAAACAAAAUUGUUUCUUUAGACAAUGACGACUCGAGACAUGGAAGCGGCGGCGAAAGUGAUGUGCCAUGAGCUCGCGCAUCAGGUACAGUAACCCCAAAACAUGAUUAAUUCUUCAAGUUUUUGUUUCCAGUGGUUCGGAGACCUGGUGACCACUGCCUGGUGGGACGAUCUCUUCCUGAACGAGGGCUUCGCCGACUACUUCAUGACGUUCAUCCAAAAGUUUGUGUACACCGAACAGAACACGUAUCUGGACACCCUGCAAGUGCUGAACGAACUCCAGACGGGCCUCAACGCGGACGUUCGCUCGGACGCCCAUCCGUUGGUUUAUCCGGACGGACCGGCCUUCGACGACAUCACCUAUCAAAAAGGAGCUUCAAUGCUCCGAAUGUUGUCGGACGUGCUCGGACCUACCGUAUUCCAAACUGGCAUCAGGAAUUAUUUGCACAACAAAGAGUACAGCAACGCGCGGGAUAUCGACUUAUUGACCGCGUUGACUGAUGUAAGGCAGUGUCUCAGGAGACGUCGGGGGGCGUUUUUUUUUUGAAAACUUGAUGCCUAGUACUUCAUUUUUGUAGUCGACUACUCUUUUAUCAUGUACUAUCAUGUACGUAGCUCUUGGAAAUUCAGUACCAACUUGCAAACACUACACUACUCCAAGAAGUACGAAGACCUUGUCCUUACAAAAUUACAAAAUUUUACAACGUUCAACUUUCAGGUGGCGAAACAGUCGAACGUGUUUGAUUGGUGUGGCAACCCGUUGAACGUGACCGACUUUAUGCAGCCGUACCUCCAUCAGACGAACCAUCCACUCAUCAGAUAUACGAAUAACCGAAAGAUCGGGUCGGUCGCUUCUUUCACACAAGAGCCUUUCGGAAGCACCGACAACCUGAACGCGACCGUCUGGAACUACAAAUGGACGAUUCCGUUGAGCACUUCGAACCUCCGACACCCCGAUCCUUUCCACCAGUGGCUUCCGAUUGACGGAGCGAGUUGUCCGAAUGCUGAUGAGAAAGUGGAGAAACCGAAGGCGAAGGCGAUCCAAUGGGAGUACACCUCAAUUUACUCGGCUACCUAUGGAAGGUGAGUUCAGAGGAAAACAUUUCCAGGAGGAGAAGAUUCUUUGUAUUUCAGAAUAAUCUACGACGACGUUGGCUUUGAUCGAAUUCUGAAAACCAUCAAACAGGAUGAUAUUGCCGACAAUCUAAAGUUGACACUUUUGGCCGAUGAGUAUUAUUACUUGAAGUGAGUCAAUUAGACCAGCACACUGAAAAUUCGUAACCUUUAAAAAAAAAACUUUCAGCCGCGAAAGAAACGCGAAUCGUCCGUUCUCCUACGAUCGUUUUCUGAAUUUGGCCAACGCCAUCUUCAACACCCCCUCUUUUACUAAUUACCCGAGCUACUCGGUGUUCGCCCAAGCACAACCGGUUUUGGAGGAAAUUGCCAAGUACUACCGCGAUGGAAUCGACGCGGAACUGAUUACGGUAGACAUUUUGGCUAUUCUAUGAAUGGUCAAUAUCGAAACCCGAUUCAGAGACUCUACAAGCAAUUCUUUGGAAACGCCUACGCCCAGUUGCAGUGGCAGAAUACCGAUUUGUGGAAUACUGAGUCAGUUUCAAGUUAGAACAACAACAACAAAAACAGGUCAACGUUUCCUACAGCACAUUCGCCGAGGUGUUUCUGCCGUUCGCAGUCCGCUACGAUAUUGGAGAUGUGCAAAAUCGUACGCUCACAAUGUUUGCAAAUGUGAAGUCGGCGUGUGGAGACAGUUUGAACGGAACCGCCUGGUGCAAUCCGUGAGUUUGACCUGGAAAUGACCUAGAUUCUAUAUUCAACGUUAAAUUCGUCCAGAUACCCGACGAACGUGCGUAAAGCCAUCUACUGUGGAGCGGCAAAAUACGCACCCGUAACUUCCGACUUCUUCUUCCAAAUGCUGCACUCCUACAACAAGGAAGUGAUCACGAAUCCGUAUUUCUACCAGGAGUACAUGUCGCUCCUCGAGGGAAUGAGUUGUACUCAGCAGCCGGCCACUUUGAAGACGUUGAUCCGACUCUUCACCACUUCCACACUCAAUCCGAGCACUCUUUUCGGAUUCCUGAAGUACAAUCCGGUCGCGUCGGACGCCCUUUACAAUUAUUUGGUCGCCAAUCCUCAGGUACCGUAAUACGUGGACACUUUUUUUGAGAAAAUAAGUGUUCAGCUGAUAAACUCCUCGUCAAUCAGCGCUUACCUGGAUGCGAUGACCUACAAUUGGGAUAGUUACAAUCGUAACGCGCAAUUUGCCACGUUGAUGAGUGUGCUCAAAUUGAACGAUGCACAAUUUUCCGUUUUCGAGUCUUAUAUGGAAAGGGUCAACUCGCAGGUGAGUUUGCUACCGUAAUCCUUUCUGAUUUUGUUUUCAGUGGCAAUACCGUAAUACGUACGGGAUCAAGAUUCUUCAAUGGUUCUAUGAUAAUUUGGUUGUCAUCGGAAAGACUCCAUGGGAGAAGGCGUGAGUUUAUUUGACCUGGGAGAUUUUACUCGUUUUAGACUAAAGGAGACAUUAACUAUCCGGUGUACCGACUUUCCCUAAACCCGUACAUCCCAGGAUCCGCCAACUACAUCUGGUACCUCAAUAUGACGUUCGGAGCCGGUCUAGAGGUAUUUUAUUUAAAAAAAUAAAAAUAAAAAAAAUAAAAUAAAAAAAUAAGAAAAAAAUAAAAAAAUAUUCCUUUAAAAUAUUCAUAAAAAGUACUCGCCACAGAUCGAUUUCAAUAUCAUCGUGCCGACGAGCGUCAUCACAAUCAACGCGCACCGUCUCAGUUUCGACGUGACCGACGUGGUGCUGUGGGCGAUGAAUGACGACGGAUCGCAGACGCCGAUCCCGCUGGACGUGGCCAACAUCCGAAAGGAUUACGAUCGAGGACUCGUCUACCUGCCGACCGCCAACAAUACGGUUUUGUAUCCGAACAAGUACUCGCUUUUCUGGGACUAUCAGGGAUUCAUCUUCCAAAAUCCGAGCGACGGAGACUCGUCGAACACGUACUUCGGAGGGUUGAAUGGACGGAAAGGGUGAGUGGUGUUUCUCUGCAACUUUUGUGCAUUGUGCCAGCUGAAGUUGCGUUUAAAAUCCUAGACCACAAUUUUCUAUAUAUUUUUCAGCUGGAUUUUCACCACGGACUUUGAAGGAGGCCCGGGCGCUCGUUCCCUGCUUCCGUGCUGGGACGAGCCCACAUACAAAGGUCAAUUCGUUGUCACUGUAACUCAUUCUACGGACAUGAUCGCGCUGUCGAACGCAAAAGAGAAGGAGACGGCGAUCUACGAUAACGGAUGGAGUUACACCACUUUCGACACCACCGAGAGAAUGGUACCAAACUUUUUUCGUUUUUUUUUUUGCAAAUCCGAUUCAUUUUCAGUCCACGUACCUGCUCGCCAUUUGUGUUGGACAUUUCUCGAAUCUGGCCAAGGUUUCCAAUAUGGGAGUGCUCACGAGGCUCUGGACGUGGUCCGGAAUGGAACAAUACGGAGAGUUGGCGCUGAAUGUGACCGUCGGAACGCUGGAGUUUAUGAGCACUUAUAUGAGCUACAAUUAUCCGCUCCUGAAACUUGGUAAGUAGAGAAACCCAAAUAAAGUCUAUUUAGGACAACGUAUCUCAGCUUUCUGUAGAGAUAUCAAAACGUGGUCAACUAGUAAAUUGUGCACAAUGUCUUUCUAAAUAUUUUAUCAGUUGACAACUUUGUGAUAUCUCUUCAGAUGGCUGAAAUAUAUUAUCACGUAUGAACAAUGCUCACGGCCACUUUUCAGACGUGAUGGCCCUUCCACAGUACACCCAAAACGCGGGCGCCAUGGAGAACUACGGCCUGAUCAUUGGCGAAUACUCGCUCUUCAUGUACGACCCCGACUACGCGACCACUUUGGACAUUACCGAAGUGGCGGAGACUGCCGCCCACGAGGUCGUCCAUCAGUGGUUCGGAGAUACUGUAACCCUGGACUGGUGGAACGACAUCUUCCUGAACGAGGGAUUCGCGCAGUUCUGGUUCGCCAACGGCAUCAAUUACACAUAUCCGGAGCAGGAGGGUUACGCUAUUGUGAGUUUUUGGAGCAAGAAUUGGUCCAUUCAAGCCGGUGUAUCUCAGCUGCCGGUAGUGAUAUCAAAAACUACUAAAAUGUACGCAAUGCCUUUCUGCAUAUUUUAUUAGUCGACAACUUUUUGAUAUCCCCACAGGCAACUGAGAUACACCGUCUUGAAUAGACAAUGUUCUGAAAAACCCUUAUCAUGCUCAUGUCAAAACUCUCCGAGUUCCCCUUUCAGGACUACAACCGUUUCUACAUUAACCACAUCGCUCUCCUGUUCGAUUGCAUCCCCGGAUACGCGAAACCAGUCAUCUCCGACACACCGCCCGUCUUCGGAGUCGAGCCCUACUACAAGGGAAGUGCUCUUCUGAACCUGCUGAACAACGUGCUCACUCCGCCGGUCUUCCAAGCCGGUCUAAUCAACUACCUGACCACUUAUGGCUUCGAGAAUGCCAGUCCCCAACAGUUGUGGGCUGCUUUGAGUCAGGUAAGUCAAAAAAAAAAUUAAGAAUUGGCGUGUAAAAUAUUUAUAACAUUGGAGAGCGUGAAAAGUUACACAAAAGACUAGUAGAUCAUUUUUCUCAACAAUCACCUUUAAGGCCAGAUUUGAGGCCUCAACGUAAUUCUCUAUUCUAACUAAGUGUUUCGUCGUUUUCUCGUCGCCCUACACAUAAAACGCGUGGCAUGCAUGCAUUAUGCGAACACCGUGGAGAAACCGUGGAGGUGCAUGCAUAUAGCAUCCAUUAUGGAUCCACAGCGCACAGAAACGGGAAUAUGCUUCGCGCGUGCAUGAAAUGUGCGUGACUGUCCUCUAAUCGCGCGUGGAAGGAAUAUGCUUUAUCAGUUGGAGCGGCUGUCGCUGUUCGCCGUUGGCCGUGGAUGCAUUAUGGAAGCAUAAUGCCAACCGCGCCAACGGAAACGGCUGAUUUGCUGCUAUUGCAAGCAAGACGGAUUCGUCGCCCGUGGAUCGCGCGUAGAGGGAAUAUGCAAGGGAAGAUGAAGAAGAACUCAUGCCCCGUCCACAUAUUCUUGUUUCUAAUUUCAUCGGGUUUUCACUGUUUUUUCCACAUUUUCAUCUGCUUUUCUUCGCUUUCAGGUAAUUUUUCCUCUAAUUGUAAUAGUUUUAACUUCAAAUUAUUAAGAGCGCCACGAAAUUCCGUCUGUGAGCCCAGAGAACAUGAAGCGACUCAAUGAAAAAUUCCGGUCGAAUGCAACGGCCAAUCGGCAAGAGAAGUUGGGAGGACAGGCGGCAAAGUGCAAGAGUAAGUAUUUUCGAAGACCAUUUCAACACACUUCAAUUGCGCUUUUCAGGUGAUCGCCGAAAAUCAACGGAAACUCGAGAAUAGCGAGAGAAACGCCGACAUGAACGACGAGCGAUGCGCCAACUGGAACACGGAACGGAACAUCGACCGGAUCGCCGACUGGAGAAACAACUGGAGAACCGAACGGAUCGCGGACUGGAGAAAUAACUGGAGAACCGAACGGAACGCUAACUGGAGCGUCGACAGGAAGGCUGACCGAAGCGCCAACUGGAGCACCGUGCGGAACGCCGACAAGUGAGGUGAUCACUUCUGCUGCUUCCUCAGACAAAUCAAUUCGAAUCUAAUUAGAACAAAUUUGGUGAAACCACGUCAAAUGGGGUUAUUCAGGCUGUGAAAAAAUGCUUUUUUUUCGUUUUUUCGGUUUUCUUACGUCAAAAAACCAAAUUCAGCGGUGUAAAAAAACGAAAAAAAAACGGAAAACAAACAUAAGCUGAAUAGCCCCAUAAUUAGAUGAUUUUAGUUUCUAACGCAAUCUCUUUAAAUUCGCAAAGUUUAUAAUUAAAUUCGAAUUGAUUUGUCUGAGUCCGUCGUUCUGAUAAUUUUUCCUCGCAUAACCUAUUCUAUUCUUUUUUUGAUGUAAUUUUACAUGAAAUUGUUCUCUAAUCAGUCUUUUUGUGUGGGAAAUGAAGGGAAGCGGGGCGAGGAGGGGAGAGGAGCGGAGGGCGAGCGUCGCUCCGCCAUGCCUCCACAAUGCUUGCACGUGCCACAAACGUGCGUUUGCUGUGCAUGCGUUUACCGUACUAAUAAGUUGCACUCGCGAUCCACAUUAAUAGGCAUAAUGCAUGCAUCGCGUUUCAACUGUGUAGUGAAUACUGAUUGAACUAGACCUUACCACAAAUAGCUCCAAAUUGAUUUGGAGCUAACACCGCCAGAAUUUAGCCAUCUAUCCAAUCAGUUUUAAUUGUUUAGUGACAGGCCUCGUUUAAAAACGUUUUCAGUCGGCCGCCUUCUACAAUGUGACCGAUUGGAACGGUCAGCCAAUUGACGUGGCUUCGUUCAUGGAUCCGUACACUCUGCAGACUUCCUAUCCGAUCAUCACUUUGUCGUUGCGGGGAACUUCCACUGUGCAGGCCGUCCAACAGUCGUGCAUGGGAGGAGAUACGCUCUGGAAUGUGCCGCUGUUCACGCAGACUCAGGACGCAACAAGUACCGAUAAUUUGGAGAAUAGUUUAGGGUAAACGUUUUGUUUAAUUGAAGCUUUCAACUGGUUCAUCAACUCUACCGGGGGUAAUGAUGCCACUUGGCUCCGCCCACUUCCGACGCCGUAUCGAGUCGACAAUACUGGCAGCUCGGUGAGUUCGGACUUCUAAAAAGGCUGGUUAAUUUUUUAAACUUUCAGAGCUUUGCCCGUAUAAACUACGACGACAAAUCGUGGUACAGUAUCCAAUCGCAACUUCUUAACAACAUGAACUCCCUGUCAGCAACCACAAGAGCCAUGCUUCUCGACGACGCCAACUUUUUCUACGAGUACGUUUUUUCCUCCAACUUCUUCUGGCGGCUUCAUGAACUUCCAUUCACAGAUACGAAACGUGGAGCCUCACGAAGUACCUCGACCUGACGCUGUACCUGGUGAACGAGGAUUCGUUGGCCCCCUGGGAGCAGGCCGUCCAAUUCUUCACCGAACUUCUCAAUCGCUUCCAAUAUCAGACCGAUCUGGCCACUGUCCAGAACUACGUGAUUCAGCUGACGAAGAACGCGUUCAACAAGUUUCAGUUUAACACCAACGGCAUCUGGACCAACGAGUGAGUGGGCUUAAGGCUGAAAUAGGCUGAAAACUGAAUGCUUUCAGUCGAAUCGUUCAACUCCUGGUCAAUGUGAACCAAUUGGCUGCCAAUAGACAAUCGAGACAAGUCGCGCAGGCUCUCUUCAACAAUUUUGUCCUCAAGUGCAAAUAUUCUCAGUCUGGAACUGGAAAAUGUUCAGGGUUCGUUUCACCUAGGUGACCUAGCUUUUACCAUUUUCAACUUUUCCUUCCAGAAUCCACCCGAACAUCCGCUCCUCCACCUACUGUUACGGUCUUCUGCAAAGCCAAGAACUGAAUGAUUUCCAAACAGUUGACGAUCUCUAUCAGUGGUCGGCUCAGUAUGCGGGAAUCCUCCAAACCGACGGUCCCCGACUUCUCAACGCCCUCGGAUGCUUCCAGAAUUCGACAAUACUGAAGCAGUUAGUGGGGAAAUCGUUUUGGGCGUCAAAAUUUUGCCAAAACUAUAUUUCUUUGCAGAAAACUCGAUCAAGUGAUGAUCGGCGACUAUCCGCCGUCUCUUCUGACCUCAAUUGCGCAACGCGAUCAGACUGGCCUUUUGCUUUUCCAAUAUCUCACGGAUAACACUCAAAAUGUGCGAAUCUCUAAAAAAUUUAAGGCAAACAACUCUUUUUUUUUUACAGAUUCUGUUUGCUCCGUUUGAUUUUUCGGUCUACGUCAGAGCUCUCUUCACCAACUGGAGCACUGACAUUCAAUUGAAUAUGGUAGAGUUUUGGUGUAACUUUUUGCAAAUUUAUUAUUCAGGCCAACAACUUUACACUCACAACAAACUGGCAAAUGUUGAAUGAGGCUCAACAGAAGACGUACCAGAGCGGGAUGGCCGGAAUUCAGAGUAAUAUAAAUUGGAUGAAGGCGAAUCACGAUACGCUCGUCAAUUGGAUUCAGAACAACUUUGGAGCAGCCAAUUGA
Messenger RNA from Caenorhabditis sp. 36 PRJEB53466, 9900 nucleotides. Lineage: Eukaryota; Metazoa; Nematoda; Chromadorea; Rhabditida; Rhabditidae. The record is from the annotation of a GenBank genome assembly.